CUGCACAUGAGAAAACACUGCAAAGAAAACCUAUAGGAGAAUGUUAAUCCAGCCUCUCAGUGCUGCAGAAUGGCGAUGGUCACCCAGCAGAGAUUAUUGAAGAAUUGAGUACAAUCACUUUAUGUGCAGAAGCCAGAGUCACAAAGAGUCUUUGUUGGGACCACAACAAAACCCUGUUCUUCUGCGAUUCCACGCGUACACAGGAUGACGUGGUACGACAGAGCACGCUGGAGAGGAGGGAUUCUUUCUUCACUCUCUGACAAUAUAGGAUGAAAGCAAGCGUUUUGGUAACAUACCUGGCACGCUGGAACAGACGAUUUGACAAUGCUGAGUCUGAGGCUUCUUGAUUCAACAAAUUAUCUCCAGAAAAACAGCUAAGAGCUUUGGAGCUUGGAUAUUUUCAAUAUACAUGAAAGAGAAACAGACAGAGAUGGAGAUGCAGAGGAGCACAGUGCCUCCAAAGGCCCCGAGACUCACAGCAGAAGAAGAAGUACUGGCGUCACAGGUGCUGGAGAUAAUUGGUGGGAUCACUCUGGAGGCCCUCCGCACGCUGGAGGAACCUGAAGAGAGAGACGUGUGGUCAGCGGAGGAGGGAGAAGACUCUGUGUUCUACAGUGAUGAGGACCAAGCUCAGGCAAACACAUCUUGUGAUUCUGGCGCCGGCGGGUACGAGCUUAAUGUCAAAAGCGCGGCAGCUGAUGAAUCGAUACUGCAGGAGGAGGACGAUCCAGGGGAAGAGUCCUUCAAAGAAAAUUCAGAGAGGAAGAAGGAAGUGACCCAGCAGGUCCUUCUGAGUGAACAAGGAGAGGAACGGCAAGAGCUCCAGACACCAAAGAGUGAACCUAUGGAUCAGUCAGGUGCAGCAGAUUCAGGAACACGGCCUAGUCAAACUCCAGAGAGGUCUGAGAACACCUGUGGAGAAUCUCUGCAAUUAAACAGCACAAGGACUGAUGUGCAACCACAGCCUGGGAAAACUGUAUCAACAGAAAAAGCAAAUCUACCAGCAAAUGAGGAAGAAGUGGUGCUGGAACCACAGGGACCAAGCCUUCGGCCCUCUGAUAUACCUGAUGAAGAGAGCAGGACAAGGCUGAAUGAGGAGGCAGAGGUCCCAGAGCAGACGUCUGGCGCUGAACUCCACAAGUCAGGUGACAGGCACACUCAGGUGGACUGUGAGCCAGAGCAGGACCACAACAUCCACGCUCCUGCAGGGUUUCAUCAAAACCUGAGUCCAGGCUACUCCACUCUGCCUCUGCCAAAGAAAUCCAUUGACCAGAAAUCCUUCAACCACCUCACUUCCUCCAAAUACAGCACCGUGUCCUACCGCAAGAUCCGCAGAGGCAACACCCGCCAGAAGAUAGACAAGUUCGAGUACAUGAUUACGAAUUUGUAAGACGUUUUUCAGGCAAAUAAAAGCUAAAAGACACAAUCCAUUAAAAAUAAGAAUUAAGAGGAAACUGGUCUAUGCCAUGUGGGUACACAGUUUACAUAAUUAUGUUGUUAAAUUCUACUUGUACAUCUCUGAAUUUCUGAUGUAACCCUCAACGUCACACAAAUCUCACAAACAAGGUUUCUAUUUGUGUCUGUUGGUUAGUGCAGUUGGUUUAUGUUUUUCAUGUGACGGUUUAAGGAAGAAAACAUGUUGUUAUGUAAGGCAGGUAUUUGAACGACAGAUUAAAUUAAUAAGAAGCUCGGGGCUUUAUAAUCCUACUAAGUAAGAUGUCGUUUGGUAUUAGAGCUUCAGUAUGUUAACUUCUGAAAUGAGCCUGAGUAGUUAUUAUGGCCAGAAUUUUCAAAUGAUUAACUAAACAUGCAUACCUACAUGUCCUAAUGGCUAGUAGAGAAGACAUAAAUAAAAAGAGAUGCAUACUG
Messenger RNA from Scatophagus argus, 1869 nucleotides. Its product is annotated as ermin-like. Gene Ontology annotation, molecular function: actin filament binding. The record is from RefSeq and is a predicted model, not a curated record. NCBI's taxonomy places the organism in Eukaryota, Metazoa, Chordata, Actinopteri, Scatophagidae. Gene Ontology annotation, biological process: actin filament organization; regulation of cell shape. The coding region runs from base 410 to 1390 and encodes 326 amino acids. The transcript is spliced from 2 exons.